AUGUGCGACGAUGAUCUAGCAACGAUUGUGAUUGACAAUGGCAGUGCAUACUCGACAGCUGGUUUAGCCGGUGAUGAUGCACCGCGAUCAGUGAUUGCAUCGAUUAUUGGUCGACCACGUUAUCAAAAUGCAAUGAUUGAGAUAGAAGAAAAUGAGUUUUAUGUUGGUAAUGCAGCGCUUUCCAAACGUCCAAUUCCAUCUUUUAAAUAUCCUAUUGAACAUGGUCUUGUUACGAAUUGGGAAGAUAUGGAAAAGAUUUGGUUUCAUAUAUUUAAUCAUGAGCUUCAAGUUUCUCCUGAAGAACGUCCUGUUCUCCUCACAGAAACAUCACUUCCUCCAAAAGUGCAUCGAGAAAAAAUGGCUCAAAUUAUGUUUGAAACAUUUCAUGCGAAAGGAUUUUACAUUCAUAAUCAAGCAGUAUUGGCACUUUAUGCAAAUGGUCGAACAACUGGUAUUGUUCUUGAUUCCGGCGAUGGAGUGACACAUGUUGUGCCAAUCUAUGAAGGUUAUUCGAUGCCACUUUAUAUCCAUCGAUCCAAUAUAGCUGGACGAGUUUUAACGAAUUAUUUAAUGACACUAUUGAACGAACGUGGUCACUAUUUUGUAACACCAUUUGAACAUCAUCUUGUUGAUGAUAUGAAAGAAAAACUCGCUUAUGUUUCAUUCAAUUUUCAUCAGGAUAUGAAUACGGCUCAAUUAGCGUCUUCAAUUGAGAAACACUAUGAAUUACCCGACGGACAAAUUGUUACUCUAGGAAAUGAACGAUUUCGAUGCGCUGAAGUUUUAUUUCAACCGAAUAUUCUUGAAAUGGGAUACGAAAGUCUUGGUAUUCAUCGAAUGAUCUAUAAUACCAUUCUGAAAUGUGAUAUUAACAUUCGUAGUAGUUUAUAUUCGAAUAUCAUUCUUUGCGGUGGUUCAACGAUGUUUCCUGGUAUUGUUGAACGUCUGAAAAAGGAAAUGGAAGCGUUGGCACCCUCAACAAUAGAAACGAAAAUCAUUGCACCACCAGAAAGAAAAUAUUCGACAUGGAUUGGUGGUUCGAUUCUAGCGUCGUUGUCAACCUUCCGACAAAUGUGGAUAUCGAAACAANAAAUAUGGACAAACAGCGAAUUGUAUCGCACAGAUAAAACCAGACUUAAGAGAAAUUUGUUUUUGUAA
Messenger RNA from Adineta ricciae, 1158 nucleotides. The record is from the annotation of a GenBank genome assembly. NCBI's taxonomy places the organism in Eukaryota, Metazoa, Rotifera, Eurotatoria, Adinetida, Adinetidae.